AUGAAACGAAAGACGACUGAAGAACAGAGCAAAUGGAAGCAAUCCGUCCAAGAGAAAGAAAACCUCGUGGAGAAGGCGGAAAAAUGGCUCGUCGAUUUGGUAGACACCGACGACGAUAAAAAAGAGGUUGUUUCUAGGAUAGAGUCGCUGAGAGCGGAGCUUUUUUUGCGGCUCCACGAAUCUUUCGCUCCUGUUGAGGAAGGUCAUUUUGUGGUGACCUUUCCAGAAUGGCGCCAACGAUCAUUGCAACAACUUGAAAAAGAAAUGGUCGACAUCACGAUAGAGACAUGGCACCCAGGGAAAUUGAAACUGCAAAGCGAACUCCGCCUGCAGGAUUCGAUCGUGUGGAUUCAUUCGUUUGCCGUCAGCGACGAAGACGAUCACGUCUUUGUUGUCGAUGGGAGUAACGAUUUGAUCAAAGAAUUCGGCGAGACUGGGGAAUUCGUCAACCAAAGUCUCUUUAAGAAUGAAGGAAAGAAAUUCUUUCUCAAGGACAUUUGUCGUCUUUUCAAUGAUAUUUUGGCUGUUUGUGGUGUUUUGUGGUCGAGAGGACCCUCUCCUCCCCCUUCUAAAUUUCAUCCCUCCCUUUCUUCCUCUACCUUAAAUUGUUUUCUCCUCUCUUCUUUAUUUUCUUUACCCUCUCCUUCACCCGCAACUUUUUCCCUCUCUCUAUAUUUGCUUAUGUUUAUCAAAGACCAACCAACGUUUUCCCGCUGGAUUCACUUUGCGCGAAACAACACCAAGAAGAAGACUUUUUUUUUGGUUUCCGAAAUUCAAAGAAAAACUAAUUUCCCUGAAGUGAAAUCGAAACAAAAUCAAAUAUUUCAUUUUGACUGA
Messenger RNA from Acanthosepion pharaonis, 837 nucleotides. The record is from the annotation of a GenBank genome assembly. Lineage: Eukaryota; Metazoa; Mollusca; Cephalopoda; Sepiida; Sepiidae.